UUGGCAAACAUGAGUUAACUGGGCAUAAAGUUGCAGUGAAGAUCCUGAAUCGGCAGAAGAUUCGCAGCCUUGAUGUUGUAGGAAAAAUCCGCAGGGAGAUUCAGAACCUCAAACUCUUCAGACACCCUCAUAUAAUUAAGCUGUACCAGGUUAUCAGUACGCCGACUGACAUUUUCAUGGUGAUGGAGUAUGUUUCAGGAGGAGAACUGUUUGAUUAUAUCUGUAAAAAUGGAAGGCUUGAUGAGAAGGAAAGUAGGCGUCUGUUCCAGCAAAUACUUUCUGGCGUGGAUUACUGUCACAGGCAUAUGGUAGUACAUAGAGAUCUGAAGCCUGAAAAUGUGCUGCUUGAUGCACACAUGAAUGCCAAGAUAGCUGACUUCG
Messenger RNA from Pterocles gutturalis (yellow-throated sandgrouse), 381 nucleotides. RefSeq names its product 5'-AMP-activated protein kinase catalytic subunit alpha-1-like. The record is from RefSeq and is a predicted model, not a curated record. The annotation marks the transcript as partial. Gene Ontology annotation, cellular component: cytoplasm. The transcript has 3 exons. Gene Ontology annotation, biological process: protein phosphorylation; intracellular signal transduction. Lineage: Eukaryota; Metazoa; Chordata; Aves; Pterocliformes; Pteroclidae. Gene Ontology annotation, molecular function: ATP binding; protein serine/threonine kinase activity.